AUGGAGCAGGAGGCGCUGCAGGCGUUCAUGGACAAGACGUCCGGGAAGCUCGAGGACGCGGUGGGCCUGAUGAAGGAGGCGGCUGUCACGCGCACAGUGGACAGCGCGCUCCUGACGGGGGCGCUCCGGCUGCUGGAGGACGAGGGCGGCUGCAGCAGGCCGCCCGCGGAGGUGCGGGACGCGAUGCAGGGGCGGUGGACGGUCCUGUGGUCAGAUAUAGUUCCCUUCGACUUCCUCAAAUACAUUCCAGUGGAUGAAACGCUCACGCUCGAGAAGGGCCGCAUCGAGCUCAAGGGCUUUGCCGGGCCGCUGAUCAACACCUUCGGGGGGGAGUACGAGUUCCGAACGGACCUCAACGGCUUCGACUUCACCAUGCCGGAGGUGAAGGUGGAGCUGUUCGGCCGCGCGGUCGUCGACAAGACGCGCGACCAGGACAUGCGGAACUACCAGAUCCUGUACCUCGACGACGCCACCAUGGCGGUGCGCACGUCCGCGGGGGGGUAUACGUUGCUGUGUCGGCCCUGA
Messenger RNA from Pedinophyceae sp. YPF-701, 525 nucleotides. Lineage: Eukaryota; Viridiplantae; Chlorophyta; Pedinophyceae. The record is from the annotation of a GenBank genome assembly.